This is a messenger RNA of Hippocampus zosterae (dwarf seahorse), 1471 nucleotides long. It is a transcript of the gene prkag3a, whose product is annotated as protein kinase, AMP-activated, gamma 3a non-catalytic subunit. The transcript is spliced from 13 exons. The coding region runs from base 138 to 1127 and encodes 329 amino acids. NCBI's taxonomy places the organism in Eukaryota, Metazoa, Chordata, Actinopteri, Syngnathiformes, Syngnathidae. The record is from RefSeq and is a predicted model, not a curated record.
CACCUCUGUACGAGUGCCAUGAGCUUGCCACUGCACAAGUCCGAAAAUAGUACCAACCUCUUCCUGGGAAAGAGCGAGGGCUUAAUGGGAGGGGACGCCGUGUAUUUUAUUGGUUUUUUUAUGGACGCAACGGAAUUAUGGAGGCUUCCUUGCAGGUUUCGGUCCAAACAAAGAAAGGAAGAAUACAGAAAGAUGAGCCCACCGUCUACAUGGAUUUUAUGAAGAGUCACUGUUGCUACGAUGCCAUUCCAACAAGUUGUAAAUUAGUCAUAUUUGAUACCAAGCUUAAAGUGCAAAAGGCCUUUUUUGCACUGGUGGCAAACAGCUUGAGGGCUGCACCUUUAUGGGACAGCGAGCUCAAGAGAUUUGUGGGUAUGCUGACUAUUACAGAUUUCAUCAACAUCAUUCAUUGUUACUACAAAUCCCCUUUGGUGCAGAUGUAUGAGCUGGAGAACCACAAGAUUGAGACAUGGAGAGAUGUCUAUUUAAAGUGUUCCUGUCCAUUUCUGAUUAGUAUUUCACCAGAUGCCAGUCUCUUUGAUGCCAUCUAUUCCUUACUCAAACACAAGAUCCACAGACUGCCCAUCAUUGAGCCAACAUCUGGGAAUGUCCUGCACAUUCUUACACACAAGAGAAUUCUUAAAUUCCUCCAUAUAUUUGGAGAAAAGGUUCCAAAGCCUGCUUUCAUUCGGAGGCAGAUCCAAGAGAUGGCAAUCGGAACUUUCAGGAACAUUGCCACAGUUCGGCAAACAGCAACUCUUUUCGAUGCUCUUGACAUAUUUGUGGACAGGAGGGUGUCAGCGCUUCCGGUGGUUGAUGAAAAGGGCAAAGUUGUGGCACUCUACUCACGAUUUGAUGUCAUUAAUCUUGCAGCCCAGAAGACAUACAACAACCUGGAUGUGACAAUGCUCGAGGCUCUCGAUAGGCGCACAUGUUUCAUGGAGGGUGUGAUCAAGUGCUAUCCAGAUGAAACUUUGGAGACCAUUAUCGACCGCAUUGUCGCAGCUGAGGUCCACCGGUUGGUGCUCGUGGACAGAGCUGACGUGCUGAAGGGCAUCAUCUCACUCUCAGACCUGCUUCAGGCUAUGGUCUUAACACCAGCUGGUAUUGAGGCCCUUUUGUCCUAGCAGCAAGUGGCAUAUGGCCCUCAUUAUUGUUUGCGUAUGCUUCAUCUGCUGCUGGCUUCCCAGUCAGAAAUCACUGUGUGGGUGAGGUGACAAACUGCUGCACUGCUGUUUCUAUACAGACAUUCAUGCUGUGUUAAGGCAACUGGAGCAGAUGAGUGCGCUGACCUCACAGACUCGACUACAUUCUUCUGUUUUCCAAAGCCUCUACUGCAGUCUUCUUUUGUCUACAUGUGAUCCAUUUGAUCAAUAUUUUUACAAUGCGUUGCUCAUUUUCUGUAUUAAAUCCAUUGUUGUGAUGCUUGAGGAUUACUGUACAGUUUUUAAUAAAAUAUUUUCUUUGACCA